UGUAGCUCGGGCUCUGGGCGCCGCCGCUGCCGCCCUCGCUCAGUCUGCCGCCGGCCGGGGCUUUCCGUGCGCUCUGCUCCGGGGAGCCGCUCGCUAUGAACGCAGCCCGGGCCCUGCUCUCCGCCGUGUUCCUCAUCAGCUUCCUGUGGGAUUUACCCGGUUUCCAGCUGGCUUCCAUCGGCUCCUCCACCAAGGGCCCGAGGAGCCACCGAGAGGCGAAGGUGGCCAGGUCCCCCAGAAGCAUCCCCGCCCUGGCUAGCCACCGGCCGGGGGGCAAAGCGCAGCAGCGAGCGGAGCCCCACGAGUACAUGCUGUCUCUGUACAGGACCUACUCCAUAGCGGAGAAACUGGGGAUCAAUGCCAGCUUUUUUCAGUCAUCGAAAUCCGCCAAUACUAUCACUAGUUUUGUAGACAGGGGACAAGACGAUCUCUCGCCCGCCCCGCUCAGGAGACAGAAGUAUUUGUUUGAUGUAUCGACUCUCUCCGACAAAGAGGAGCUAGUGGGAGCGGAGCUGCGGCUCUUUCGCAAAGCCCCCGGCCAUCGCCUCCCCCAGCCCCCGCCGGGCCUGUCCUCCAUGCAGCUCUUCCCCUGCCUCUCCCCCCGGCUCCUGGGCGCCCGGACUCUGGCCCCGCGGGAGGCUCCCCCGGCCGGCUGGGAAGUGUUUGACGUGUGGCAGGGGCUGCAGCAGCAGCAGCCCUGGAAGCAACUGUGCCUGGAGCUGCGGGCCCCGGUGGGCCGGGGGCAGCGGCCGCUGCCGGACCUCAGGAGCCUGGGCUUCGGCCGGAGAGGCCGGGCGCAGCAGGAGAAGGCCCUGCUGGUGGUGUUCACCAGGUCCCCGCGGAAGAACCUGUUCGCCGAGCUGCGGGAGGAGCGGGGCUCGCCGCAGCGCGUGCCGCAGGAGACCCAGCAGCAGUUCAAGACGCGGCGGAAGAGGCGGACCGCCUUCGCCAGCCGCCAUGGCAAGAGGCAUGGCAAGAAGUCCCGGCUCAGGUGCAGCAAAAAGCCUCUGCACGUGAACUUCAAGGAGCUGGGCUGGGACGACUGGAUUAUCGCCCCGCUGGAGUACGAAGCCUACCACUGCGAAGGGGUGUGCGACUUUCCGCUGCGAUCCCACCUGGAGCCCACCAACCACGCCAUCAUCCAGACCCUCAUGAACUCCAUGGACCCCAGCUCCACGCCUCCCAGCUGCUGCGUGCCCACCAAACUGACCCCCAUCAGCAUCCUCUACAUAGAUGCGGGCAACAACGUGGUGUACAAGCAGUACGAGGACAUGGUGGUCGAGUCCUGCGGUUGCAGGUAGCAGGCUGCUUUGCCGGUCUCCCAGGGGCAGAUCGAGGCGGUUUGGAGCUAUAAAUGAACUCAAAAGACAGGAGAGGGCUG
Gopherus flavomarginatus (Mexican gopher tortoise) is the source of this 1381-nucleotide messenger RNA. RefSeq names its product growth differentiation factor 6 (gene GDF6). Gene Ontology annotation, biological process: SMAD protein signal transduction; BMP signaling pathway. Gene Ontology annotation, cellular component: extracellular region. The record is from RefSeq and is a predicted model, not a curated record. Gene Ontology annotation, molecular function: cytokine activity; growth factor activity. Bases 96 to 1301 code for a protein of 401 amino acids. The transcript has 2 exons. NCBI's taxonomy places the organism in Eukaryota, Metazoa, Chordata, Testudines, Testudinidae.